AGCGCACUCCUUUCUCUCUUCUCUCUUUCUCUCUCUCUUUUUCCAGUACAUAUUGCCCGAGUUGGGCGUCGAGGCCUCUGCGUCUUCGACUGACUGUGGCCUGUUGGUCAAAACGGCUGCACUCGUCUAGCCGUUCUUUCAGCGUUGGUCAUGGACUUGGCAGCAUUGGAGACAAUCGUGCGGAACCUCAACAUCACGAGAUAUGUCAGCGCUGGGGCAUGCGUCGUGCUGUUGUACGAUCACUUGCUCACCUUGGAUGACGAAAUUCAGUAUGUCUGGAAGACAAAGACGACUGUCCCGAAAGUGCUCUUUCUGCUCAACCGCUACUUUGUCCCCAUAGUAAUGAUCGUCAACAUGUAUGAGAUCGCCGGCCUUUCGUCUUCACACCCUUCAGAUCUGGUCUGCAAAGUAUGGUUCCCCGCCACAACAUUUCUCGGUUCCAUUUCCAUAGCGAAUGGACACUUCAUCGUCAUGCUCCGCGUAUGGGUGCUGUGGAACCGGCGCACCAUACCCGUCGUCUUCACACUUGUAGCCUUUGUCCUCUCCCAAAUCGUAACAUUCUCGAUGGUCAUAUGGGCCGCUAUCCAGAUGAUCCCGCAGUUCGAAUACGACACGCUUCUCCGCGCUUGUGUCAUCAGGAAGCGGAUCAUCAUCGAGGGAGUUUGGCUGCCUGGGGUGGUUUUUGAGAUCAUUGUGUUCGUCAUGACUUGCUGGAAUGCGAUGGGGCGUCCGCGCCAGUCGAAUCACGAAAUAACGAACACGCUGUAUAGAGAUGGAGUCACCUUUUUUAUCACUAUGGCCUCAUUACGGAUCGCAAAUCUAGUCCUUUCGAUGGUUGCGCCUCUCUCCUUAGUCUUUCUCGGUGUAUUCUUUAUCUGGUGCGCAACGAACAUCACGCUCAGCCGUCUGAUCAUCAACGUGCGGAGGCAUUCGGAAGAGAGCCUCCUCGCCUCGGCUUCGUUGGAACACCUGGACGCGGACCCAGAGGGCGACCACGAGCUCAGGGUGCAGAGGUCGAUGACGUACGAGACCUUUCCCGAGCGCUUCGAGCUUCACUGAGGCUUCCCGGCGGACACCGACGGUCUGUCGUAUUUCUGCUCUCUUUAAUGUUUACACGGAUCGUCUCUAGUGUUAUGGUAUGAUUAUAUAUUGUGGGCGACACAUAUUUAUUC
This is a messenger RNA of Heterobasidion irregulare TC 32-1, 1172 nucleotides long. RefSeq lists its product as uncharacterized. The record is from RefSeq and is a predicted model, not a curated record. Bases 151 to 1059 code for a protein of 302 amino acids. The transcript is spliced from 11 exons. NCBI's taxonomy places the organism in Eukaryota, Fungi, Basidiomycota, Agaricomycetes, Russulales, Bondarzewiaceae.